ACGGGGAGGAGCAGUCAGGGAAGGGGAUGUGAGUGCCGGCGCCGGGCGGGGAGCUGCUGCCAUUUCUUCUCUGUCCCUGCUCUCCUGGCCUGGUGGGUCUCUGCGCUGGGACCUGGGGAGACCCCUCGGACCGGAGUGGAUCCUGUGACCUCAGCACCGGCUGGAGAAGUCUCGUGUCCAUCACCUCAUGCGCUGCGUGUGUCCGUAAAGCCGUAUUCCGUGCUGCCCGGCAGAGAGCUUCAUCCCAUCCCAUCUCAUCUCACCUCAUCUCAUCUCACCUCAUCUCACCUCAUCUCACCUCACCUCAUCUCACCUCACGGUCCUGGCACUGCCUCAGCAUGGCCAUCUCAUCACGCCUUGCCCUGUGGGAGCAGAAGAUUCGGGAAGAGGACAGGAGCCCUCCACCAUCCUCGCCCCCUCCCCUUUUCUCUGUCAUCCCAGGGGGCUUCAUUAGGCAACUGGUCCGGGAGACUGAGAAAGAGUCGAAGGAAGCAAGACGGAGGAAACAGGCAGCACUUGCCUCCCCGGAACGAGAGACCCCAGAGAUUUCCACCAGCCAACCCAACAGUGGUACCAAAUCUGGAAGCCAGCACAUCUCCCAGGACGACCAGUUGAGCUCUCCUCAGAGCUCAGACAUUCUGGGCAAGAAGAGUGAGGGGGCCGGCGCCAUGGACCCGGUGCUAAUGACUAGUAUCAAUGGCGAGAAGCCCCAGGAGUCGGGCCCCAGUGUGACACCAGCCAAAAAAAGCCUGCCCUUCAAGAGAGGGAUGAGGAGGGGCGAUGUGUUGCUGAUGGUGGCCAAGCUGGACCCGGACUCAGCCAAGCCAGAGCAGAGGACCCAGCCCCGGGAUGGCCCCGCUUGUAAGACCCCAGCCACAGACCCUGGAGGGGAAAGAAAGGGGGAGACCCCAGGGACUCCUUGUGGCCCCCAGGCCAGCACCAAGGAUGCAGCUCUGAAGGCUGAGAUGACCCAGACUGGGGAUCUGGGGAACCCAGGAACUGUGCUACUGACAAAGGGCGAGAAGGAUCAAGGCACAGUGGGGAAAGGGGGCGGGGCCCCCCAGACCAAAGGGGCGAAAGGGUGUGAGCCCCAGGGCAGAGAGGGGCUGGGUGAGGGGGGGCAACUGGGGGCAGCGGAGAAAGGGAGAGGGGACCCCCCGAACAGGGGAGCAAAGUGGAAUUUCUCCAAGGAUGCAGCAGGUGAAGGGAAGUGGGCUGGGGCCCAAGCCCAGGUGAGAAAGUGGGGAGGUUCCCUGGGCAGAAGGAGCAAGUGGGACGGUCCCCAGAGUAAGAAGGACAAAGAAGGUGUGCUCCUAAGUAAGGCAGACAAGACAGACGAACCUCAGACAAAGGUGGAGAAGACGGGCGCAGUGCAGGGGAAUGUGGGGGAAGCUCCUGGAGCGAUGGAGAAAGCAGGCGAGCCUCAGAGCAUGACUGGAAAGGCAGGUGAGCCCCAGGGGAAGAUGAAAACGGUGGGACAACCUCAGCGCGAGUCUGGGGAGGCAGGUAAAGCCGGGAGUAAGACAGAGAAGGACUCUAAAGCCCCCAAGGAGGUGGAUGCACAUGGAGAGACCCCAGUUACAGCUGGGAAGGAGGACCAGCCUGAGAGCAGAGGGCGGAAAGCAGAGGAGGCCUGCGCUGGAGCGGGUGAUGGGGCUGGGGCCCUGGAGAUGGAGCCGCAAGGACCCGGACAGCCUGCUCUGGAGAACCGUGCGGAGAGGCCUCAGAGGCAGGAGAGCCGAGAGGGGCCAGCCCUGCAGGAGGGGAGCAGAGGAGGCCAGGGCGGAGUCUCAGACCAGGCUCCUGAGGACAGAUGGUAUGAGGCGGAGAAAGUCUGGCUGGUUCAGAAGGAUGGAUUUACUCUUGCAACGGUGCUGAAGCCAGACGAGGGAACAGCCGACCUGCCGGCAGGAAGGGUGCGACUGUGCAUUGAUGCUGACAAAAGCAUCACUGAGGUGGAUGAGGACCACGUUCAUCGGGCCAAUCCCCCCGAGCUGGACCAGGCCGAGGACCUGGCCUCCCUGGUCAGUGUCAACGAGUCCAGUGUGCUGAACACGCUUCUGCACCGCCACCGGGCUCGGCUGCUGCACACCUGCGCUGGGCCCGACCUGAUCGUCCUUCAGCCCCAGGGACCCACGGCGCCCUCUGCAGUCAAGGUGCCCAGGAGCUGCCGGGAUGGCCUACCCGCCCACGUUGGCUCCCUGGCCCAGCGGGCGUACUGGGCUCUGCUGAGCCAGCAGAGGGACCAGAGCAUCGUGGCCCUGGGCCAGAGCGGUGCUGGCAAGACCACCUGCUGCGAGCAGGUCCUGGAGCACCUGGUGGAGAUGGCAGGCAGUGUGGAUGGCAGGGUCUCAGUGGAGAAGAUUCGAGCCACCUUCACUGUCCUCCGGGCCUUUGGCUCCGUGUUCACCGGCCACAGCCGCCGUGCCACCCGGUGCUCCAUGGUGAUGUCACUGGACUUGAACGCCACAGGCCGAGUCACGGCCGCCCAGCUCCAGACGAUGCUGUUGGAGAAGAGCCACGUGGCCCGGCAGCUGGAAGGGGAAGGCAAUUUCGAGGUUUUCUCCCAGAUGCUAUCCGGAUUGGACCUGGCUCUCAGGACAGAACUGUACCUGCACCAGCUGGCAGACAGCAGCUCCUUCGGCAUGGGCGUGUGGCCUAAGCCUGAAGACAAGCAGAGGGCGGCGGCUGCCUUCGCGCAGCUCCAGGGCGCCAUGGAGACGCUGGGCGUUUUGGAGAGCGAGCAGAGGGCCAUUUGGCGGGUGUUGGCAGCCAUCUACCACCUGGGUGCGGCGGGGGCCUGCAAAGUAGCGUCACUGCCGAUGGCUUGGCUCCACCCUCACUGUGACCACUGGGCUCCUUUCUAA
Balaenoptera musculus (blue whale) is the source of this 2867-nucleotide messenger RNA. RefSeq names its product unconventional myosin-XVIIIb-like. Gene Ontology annotation, cellular component: myosin complex. The transcript has 13 exons. Lineage: Eukaryota; Metazoa; Chordata; Mammalia; Artiodactyla; Balaenopteridae. The record is from RefSeq and is a predicted model, not a curated record. Gene Ontology annotation, molecular function: cytoskeletal motor activity; ATP binding. The coding region runs from base 339 to 2867 and encodes 842 amino acids.